This is a messenger RNA of Geodia barretti, 519 nucleotides long. The record is from the annotation of a GenBank genome assembly. NCBI's taxonomy places the organism in Eukaryota, Metazoa, Porifera, Demospongiae, Tetractinellida, Geodiidae.
AUGGAAGAGCGAACAGGAGUUUUCGCGGCAGGCGACAAUCAAUUGACCUUGCUGGGACCGGAGAUAAGCGUGGGACAGCAGGCGCCCAAUUUCACAGUUUCAGGCGCGGGUCUGAGACGAGUAACCCUCGAUGACUACGCAGGCAAGGUGAAGAUCAUCGCGUCGGUUCCUUCGCUGGAUACCGGAGUGUGCAGCGACGAGACCAAGCAGUUCAGCGACUAUGCCAAGUCAAUAUCGGAUGACAUAGUCGUCCUCACAAUCAGCAUGGAUUUGCCCUUCGCUCAAGCACGCUGGUGCGGCGCGAACGAUGUUGACAAUGUGGUGACCGCCUCGGACUUUAAGUCGCGCGAGUUCGGCGACAGUUUUGGCGUUCACGUGAAGGAGAACGGUUUGCUGGCGCGCGCCGUCUUCGUGCUGGACAAGGACAAUGUUGUGCGGCAUGUGGAGUAUGUACCGCAGAUAGCGCAAUUGCCCAAUUUUGACGCCGCGCUUGCCGCCGCCAACGAAGCCGCCGGGUAG